AUGUACAAACAUAUUAGUUGUUCUUUUCUUUUUUAUUCUCUGUCAUUAAGACAAAUAAGGUCUAGUUGUGGCUUACACUGUAAAAAAUACAUUGGACGACAACAACGGCGGAACGGAUCAUCUACUAGCCAGCAGGAUUAUGAUUCAUUAACCACCGAUCCAGCGGUAGCAGCUCAGUAUUUUCGACCUUCAAGUGGUUCUUCAUCACUUUUACCCUAUAAGCGACUCGUUCAAGAUUUUAUCUUACUACCCAACUUUAUAAGCAAAGAAGAACAUGAUAUAAUUGUACAACAUUGCGAGAAAAAACUGAAACGAAGUCUUGGUCGCCAUGCACCUUAUGAGCAAGGACAUUUUGAUGGCGUGAUUACAGGCUACAAAGAAUGUAAUGCCAGCUCAUGGGCAACACCAACCCAUGGUGGUGUUGAUGAAUGGAUGUCACAGUUUAUUCAACAACGGAUUUAUUCUUUAUUUCCUUCUUCGUUUGAAUGGUUAUCACCGCAUAUUUUGGACUUGAAUGCUCAAGGAGAAAUCCGAGGUCAUGUGGAUAAUGUGGAGGCAUCAGGAUCAGUGGUGGCAGGACUCUGUUUGAAAUCACCUGUCAAGAUGACUCUGGAACAUCAAGAUAAUGUAGAUUGUCGUGUCGACGUCUUUUUACCUACCUCUUGUUUUUAUAUUCAAAGGGAUUAUGUACGAUACCAUUUCAAACAUGCUGUGGCUGGACCUAGCCAAUCCAUCUGGGAUGAUAAACCUUUUGAUAAGUAUGAUCGUAUUUCACUUUUAUUUAGAACUAUAAGGAACGAUUCGAGAAGUAAAUGA
Halteromyces radiatus is the source of this 816-nucleotide messenger RNA. RefSeq lists its product as uncharacterized. The coding region runs from base 1 to 816 and encodes 271 amino acids. Gene Ontology annotation, biological process: fatty acid metabolic process; DNA damage response. Gene Ontology annotation, cellular component: mitochondrial matrix. The record is from RefSeq and is a predicted model, not a curated record. NCBI's taxonomy places the organism in Eukaryota, Fungi, Mucoromycota, Mucoromycetes, Mucorales, Cunninghamellaceae. The transcript has 2 exons.